AUGAUAUCAAGAACAUUACUUAGAAGAGCUGUUCCAGCCACCAGAUACUUAAGAUCUUUCACUACAUCAAAUGUCAGAUUAAGUGCAGAUGAAGAAGAUUUAGUCAAUGUAAAUAACUUACCAAGACCAAAGUCAACAGAAAACUAUGUUCCUUUAGUUAACCCAACUGAAAAGUACAAAGUUCAAAUUGAAGAAUUACAUAAAUUCGGUACUUAUAUCAUGUCAUGUUUACCUAAAUAUAUCCAACAAUUCUCUGUUUGGAAAGAUGAAUUAACCAUAUAUGUUGCUCCAUCUGCAAUCAGACCAGUCAUGUUAUUUUUAAGAGAUCAUACUUCAUGUCAAUUCAAAUCAGUCAUGGAUGUUACUGCCGCUGAUUAUCCAUCAAGAACUAAUAGAUUUGAUGUUGUAUAUAACAUGUUGAGUGUAAGACACAAUUCUAGAAUUAGAGUCAAGACUUAUGCCAGUGAAACAAGUCCAGUUCCUUCCAUUACUCCAUUUUUCAACGGUGCUAAUUGGUAUGAAAGAGAAACUUAUGAUUUGUUUGGUGUUUUCUUUGUUGGUCAUCCUGAUUUAAGAAGAAUUAUGACUGAUUAUGGUUUUGAAGGUCAUCCAUUAAGAAAAGAUUUCCCAACUACUGGUUAUACUGAAGUUAGAUACGAUGAAGAAAAGAAGAGAGUUAUCUACGAACCUUUGGAAUUGACUCAAGCUUGGAGAAACUUCACUGUUGGUUCUUCUGUUUGGGAACCUGUUGGGGAAGGUAAAGAUUUCACUCCAGAAACUUUCAAAUUGCCAACUCCUGAACCAGAACCUGAACAAGAAGGUGACAAGAAAUAA
Messenger RNA from Candida tropicalis MYA-3404, 834 nucleotides. It is a transcript of the gene ALI1, whose product is annotated as Ali1p. The coding region runs from base 1 to 834 and encodes 277 amino acids. The record is from RefSeq and is a predicted model, not a curated record. The transcript has a single exon. Gene Ontology annotation, molecular function: NADH dehydrogenase (ubiquinone) activity. Lineage: Eukaryota; Fungi; Ascomycota; Pichiomycetes; Serinales; Debaryomycetaceae.